Messenger RNA from Tarenaya hassleriana, 1811 nucleotides. RefSeq lists its product as uncharacterized. NCBI's taxonomy places the organism in Eukaryota, Viridiplantae, Streptophyta, Magnoliopsida, Brassicales, Cleomaceae. The transcript has 16 exons. Bases 331 to 1506 code for a protein of 391 amino acids. The record is from RefSeq and is a predicted model, not a curated record.
GAUUUCGAAAAGCCAUGGACCACCAUUUCUGGUUUCCAAGCUGAAGAUCCAAAUGUCGGAGCAGAGCAAUAAGCAGUUUGGAGAGCCAAAUCUUCCACUUGUUUAUGUUUUCUCCGUUCAAAUGCUUCCCGGUAUCGUCGACGAUUUCUGAAUUCGGUGUUGCUGGAAUCGGGAUUUUCCCGUUCUCUGUCGCGAAAAGACAGGCCCUGAAGCAUGCAACUCUGAUGAUAUGAAGGAAUGCAAAUUACUGGUUUUCAUCCUAUAGCUUUACGUUUGCAUUGAUACAAGAUAUCAGACAGCACUCUGUACUCAUAUUACACGAGUGGAAAAAUGAGAAGAACCAAUCAAAUGAUGAGGCUUCUUAUAACAGCCUUUGUCGGGGUUAUAGUUGGCUUCCUUAUGGGCAUAUCAUUUCCAACUCUUUCCUUAACUAAGAUGAAUCUUCCAUCUACGCUAUUCCCUGCAAUUGAUCUUUCAUAUAUCGAGGACAAGUACUCUGGCUUCUCCAAACAAGGACUAUUUGGUGCUUGGUCUUCUAUCAAGGAUAGUACAAGUAUGAGAGAGAUCCCCGAUCCUUCCUAUGACUUGAAUGACGAAAAGAUAUGGGAUCCGACAAAUCCUCGUGGUGCUGAAAGACUUCCCCCUGCUAUAGUUACACCUGAAUCAGAUCUCUACCUCCGUCGGUUGUGGGGCGAUCCUCGAGAGGACUUGACCAUAAAGCAGAAGUAUUUAGUAACUUUUACAGUUGGUUAUGAUCAGAGAAAAAAUAUAGAUGCAGCAGUGAAAAAGUUCUCAGAAAACUUCACCAUAAUGUUGUUUCACUACGACGGUCGGGUGAGUGAAUGGGAAGAGUUUGAAUGGUCGAAGCGGGCCAUUCAUGUGAGCGUGCGAAAGCAAACUAAAUGGUGGUAUGCUAAGCGUUUUCUACAUCCAGAUAUUGUUGCCCCCUAUGAAUAUAUAUUCAUAUGGGAUGAAGAUCUUGGUGUGGAGCACUUUGAUUCAGAAGAAUAUCUGGCUGUGGUAAAGAAACAUGGACUGGAAAUCUCACAGCCUGGGUUACAGCCGUAUGAAGGGCUGACAUGGGAGAUGACAAAGAAAAGAGACGACACUGAAGUUCACAAGCACGCUGAUGAGAAAAAUGGCUGGUGUACUGAUCCGAAUCUGCCCCCUUGUGCUGCAUUCGUUGAGAUUAUGGCUCCUGUUUUUUCUCGUAAGGCAUGGCGCUGUGUGUGGCAUAUGAUUCAGAACGAUUUAGUUCAUGGAUGGGGCUUGGACUUUGCUCUUCGGAAGUGUGUUCAGAAUGCGCAUGAGAAAAUUGGAGUCGUAGAUGCUCAGUGGAUUAUUCACCAAGGCGUUCCUUCGCUGGGAAAUCAAGGCCAACCGGAGCAAGGGAAGCAGCCAUGGGAAGGGGUGAGGGAGAGGUGCAGGAGAGAGUGGACGAUGUUCCAAGACAGGAUGUCUGAUGCCGAGAAAGCCUAUUUCAAAUCUACUUCCCACCUCCACUAACUUCUUCACUGUCCCCUUCCGGAGUUUAAGAGGGGACCUCGGUCGCUUACUGUGCACUAGCCCGUACUGAAUCUUAGCUCCUUCUGUGUUCGCCAAAGGGGACGUUGGGCCUACAUAACUUUAAUGGGCUUUAUGCAUGAAGUGUAACAGUCCUACUAUGAUGGGCCACAAGUUAUUGCCGAAUGCCGAAUGCCGUUUUGUUUUGGUCCACAUAUGUGGUACAACAAUAGUCAUAAGUUAUAUUUCCAUAACUACGCACUUCAAAUUAAUUCAAUACUCUUAGAAUGGAUGCAAAAAUUUAGUGA